Molecule: messenger RNA, 1276 nt
Organism: Onychomys torridus (southern grasshopper mouse)
Lineage: Eukaryota; Metazoa; Chordata; Mammalia; Rodentia; Cricetidae
Gene: C2H1orf210
Product: chromosome 2 C1orf210 homolog
Exons: 3
Coding region: 425-781 (118 amino acids)
Source: RefSeq, a predicted model, not a curated record
GUUGUGACGCAGAUUAUGCAGAAGAAAAAAAAAGACUAUUGAAUUUUGCGCUGGAGACCGUCAGGGAGAAAGAAUGGUUCUCUCCAAAUUACCCUCCCAAACUGGCAUCCAGGGGCUUGUAGAUGUGGCUCAGUAUGAGCUCAGAUGGGUGAGAGCCUGGGUCCCAUCCUGAGCACCCCCAAAACAAAGCAAGAUUGACAGCGAUGCCUCUUCUGAACUGGGGCCAGAUUGGUUCUCAUCUGUGUUAAUGGAGACUCCCCCUAGGCAAAACUGCCUGGCAUCUGUGCAAUUCAUCUGAGUAAGAAAUGGAACAAGAGUCACGUCUCUACUUCCGGGAGAAGCUGAGGGCACUGGACUUGUGCCCCAGGGCUGCCUGGAGCCUGGGGUGUCCCUGGCUUUUUCUGACAGAGGCCAAGGCUCACCAAUGUCAUCAGGCCUCUCCAUGAGAGACGGAAACCAAACCAACUUCUCAGUGGAUAACACCACAUCAACAAUGGCCCCUGGACUGGCCACCACCGGGGGCCGGGCAUGGCCCGUGCUGGUGGGGGUUGUAUUGGGGGCGGUGGUCCUCUCCAUCCUCAUCGCGCUUGCUGCCAAGUGCCACCUCUGCCGCAAGUACCGGGCCAGCUAUCAGCAUCGCCCGCUGCCGGGAACGAGGGGCGGGAACCACCCACAGGUGGGCGAAGAUGACGAUGAUGAUGGCUUCAUUGAGGACAAUUACAUUCAGCCUGGUGCCGGUGAGAUGGAGACAGCAGGCAGCCGGGACCACUUCGCUCUGUGAGCCCCAUCUUUGGACACUCCCCACUUCCCUCCAUGCCCGGCACUUUAAAGACAGUGAUGCCUCAAGCCUCAGGGUCAGAAGUGGCUAGUAUUUAAAACUUGACCAGGACUCAGUUUUCUGAUACUAGUCACCAAAGUGACAAUUCUGUUGCUCAGUAACUCUUUGCAUGGCUCCCUGCUCUCCCAGGAUAAACCCUGACAGUGCGUGAAUGUGGAGAAAGGCCCCAAUAGCAGGCCUCUUGAUUUCCUUUCCUCGCCUCUCUCCCCCCUACUUUACUAAGUUUUUACAGUAGUCACCCCCUGCCUGGGCUGCUUUGCCCUUCAUCACCAUGGCAGCCCUGACCUACAAGUCCCAGGAUUUCACACAUGCCCCAGCAGAAGGCAGUGCCAAUUUUCUUACUGAAAAUUUUUUCUUAUCAAAAUAAAGUAUGUGACUUGGUUUUAAUAUGUCAUGUUUUUCACAGGAAUUAAUAAACCUAUUUUCAUUUUGGAUUAA